CUCUGCACGAUCGCGUUAUUGAACGUCUAAUAACAAGCUAUUUCUUUCAUUUCAACUCAAUUUUAUACGAUAUACGAUUUUUCAUAAAUUAUAAAAAUUUUCACGUCAACGAUAAGACGACACGUCCGAUAAAUGCUUUUCCAUUAAUAUAUUUUAAUUCGAAUUUCCGUAAGCUCCCUGAUUGUUUACAUGUAAAACGUAAAUAAUCUGUAAAGUGACCUCUGAGGAUCUCGCGAGUACGAGUGAAAUUAUUUCCUAUAGCAGUACGAUACAGUGUCUUCGGAGCUGCGACGGCAAUAUAACGUGUAUGGACAAUGCGUGGAUUUAAUAAACCUAACAUCUCAAUUCGACCAAAAAUCUGUAUGUAAUAAGAGACAAAAUAAGGCGCAGAUUUCGGAUAGAUAGCUAUAAUGUCGCAGAACGACACGAGUGACGAUGAAACUGGCCUGCACACGCCACGAAUGUUACUCAACACGACUUCUCACUGCAGCCGUCACAAUUCAGGUACAAUUAUGCGCAGCCCGAUCAGUCCCUCCUCCUCCGUUUCGAGUUCCGUGGUAUUUGGACAGAUCCCCGAGGAAGUGCUCCGCGCCUGGGGUCAACUGCCGGAGGCGAUCCGUCUGGAUCCGAGUUUGGCGGUCUUUCAGAAGGAGUACGAUCGAAUAGCGGAAACGAGAUCUGCGGACUACGUGCAAAGGGAGUGCCUAAUUGUAAAUAUGUCUCUCGGGACACAGCCCGUGGCACCAACCAGCGCGCAAAAUCAUCAGAACAACGUCGACGAAGACGUGCAAACGCAAGAAAAACAGAGACCGUUUUGCAGCUACAUAAAAUUAAUCGUGCUCUCCUGCUGUUGGCUGCUAUUCACAAUGAUACUGAUGUUCAAGAACGAAAGGAUUGAGACGAUGCAUCAGCUAUCUGUGUCCAGGGGAGAAAGUAAAAAUUACCGAAUCAACGAGCACGUUGUAAACAAGUUGAUCAGCGUGACGAUGGAAGGACCAUUGCUGCCAUCAGCCAAAAACAAGCACUAUUUACCUGCGAAUAUAUCCACGCACUAUUUAAUGAUAUGGCUGCAGCUUCUGGUGGACGGGAAAACCAAUUCAUGGUCCUCCUCUACUGAGCUGGAGAACUCGAAGCUGCAGAACGUAAGCGACGUGUGGAUCUUGCCGGUACUGCCUGAAAAUUUGAUGAACAUCUUCCCCGAUCAGAGGCACCAGUGGACUUUCCAAGUAAACGUCGACAGCGAGACCCUUUCGCACGGCGUAAUGUUCAUCAAGCUAUACACAAAUUCGGAGUCCAGUCUUUCGUUUUCGAUAGCUUACAAUCUGUCGCCUAUAAACACCGAUAUCGGCUUACCGUAUGCAGCUUUCAUCUUGAUCGGCUUGUACAUCAUGAUCAUUUUCGAGGUAGUGCACAGAGCUCUGGCUGCCAUACUGGCGUCCACGAUGUCCAUCGCGAUCCUGGCGGCUCUAAACGAGCGACCAAGUAUGGGCGAACUGAUCUCUUGGAUAGACAUGGACACGCUGCUGUUACUGUUUUCCAUGAUGGUGCUGGUUGCCAUCAUCGCCGAAACUGGUGUGUUCGACUGGCUGGCGGUCUACGCUUAUAAAAUAACCGCCGGAAAAUUGUGGCCGUUGAUAAUGGCCCUCUGCUUCUUCACCGCGCUUUUGUCGUCGCUGCUGGACAACGUAACGACCGUGCUGCUAAUGACACCGGUAACCAUUAGGUUGUGCGAGGUGAUGGAGCUGAACCCGGUACCGAUCUUGACCGCCAUGGUGGUUUACUCCAACAUCGGAGGUGCCAUGACGCCGGUCGGCGACCCACCGAAUGUCAUCAUUGCUUCUAAUCGAGACGUUAAGAACGCCGAAAUAGAUUUCGGUACGUUCUCGUUGCACAUGAGCAUCGGCGUGGUAUUGGUGUUGAUCGUGGUCAGCGCGCAAGUCCGCUAUAUUUUUCGAGACGUCGCGGUCCUUAGAUUCGACGAGCCGCAAGACGUACAGGAAUUGAGGCACACAAUCGCUAUUUGGCAACGAGCGGCGGCCAGUCUAUCCAAUUACAGCAAGGAUGAGAAUCUGGUGAGAGAGACGUUACUGAAAAAAGUGCAACGUUUGUUGUCGCAGUUAAAGAGGAAGCUAAUGACAGGGAGCGCGGCGUUAGAGAGGUACAAGACCACGCUUGAGGAGUUACAAGAAAAGUAUCCUAUUAGGGACAAAUGGCUGCUAGCAAAAUCAGGAUGCGUGCUGACCUUGGUUAUCACGCUCUUCUUCCUGCACAGUUUGCCUCAUUUAAAUCUGUCUUUGGGCUGGAUCGCUCUGAUGGGCGUUUUGUUGCUUCUGAUAUUGGCCGACAGCGAGGAUUUCGACGGUCUUAUGGCGCGCGUCGAAUGGAGCACCUUGUUAUUCUUCGCGUCGUUGUUCAUUCUCAUGGAGGCACUCUCGCGUUUGGGUCUCAUCACGUGGAUCGGCAAAAAAACUGAAGAUUUCAUUCUAUCGGUCAAUGAGGAGUCCCGAUUAGCGGUCGCUAUAUUGCUGUUGCUUUGGGUAUCGGCUUUCGCUAGCUGCUUCGUCGACAAUGUACCGCUCGCCACCAUGAUGGUGAGAAUCGCGACGAAUCUCGCCCAAAAUCGCGAGCUCGGUCUACCUAUGCAGCCUCUGGUAUGGGCGCUGACGUUCGGGGCUUGUAUGGGAGGAAAUGGAACUUUGAUUGGAGCUACCGCCAACGUUGUCUGCAUGGGCGUCGCGGAACAACACGGCUAUAGGUUCAGUUUCAUGCAAUUCUCCAGGGUAGGAUUUCCUAUCAUGCUAACGAGUACCAUAACAAUUAUGGUAUAUCUGAUGAUUGCCCACGUCGUCUUCGGCUGGAACGGAAAGUAAAUAACGAGGACGAAGACGUAAGUGAGGAUCUGUUUAAUGUACAAGAAACAAUGGUACUUGUACUCGUAAAUAUAUGUAUUAGAUAAUUUUUUUAAAAGCGGGUAAUAUUAUUUAUUAUGCAACAUUGCCGAACGUAAUUCUGUUAAGUGUUAUAUAAAGUGAGAACGUAAAUAGAUAUCGACAAAGUCGUUUUAAGGGAAAAAAAAUCUGUAUAAGUCUUUGUAAUAUAUGGCCGAACUUUUCUAUUCUUCCCUAAAUCUUGUUCUUAUUUUAAUGACACACACGUAAAAUAAAAAUGUUACGCGUUUUGUCUUUCGUUCGCUCUUUUUGUAAGGAAAUUGUGCAUGUAGUCACGUGGUCACGUGGUAAAUAUGCGUAGAGAAAGCACUAAAGAAGAAUUUCAAAUCACAGGGGAAUAGCUGUUUCAGAAUAGAAGAGUUCUCUGCUGUACGCAAAAUUAAUCGUGUCAUAAUAUGUAUCAUAAUUGUGAGUCUCACUUGCAAUAAAUAUUGUUUUCUCAACAUCUUCUCAGUUACUUGCCCUUAAUGACAAAACACAAUGAUAAUAUUAAUGUAAAAGACUA
This is a messenger RNA of Temnothorax curvispinosus, 3453 nucleotides long. Its product is annotated as P protein. NCBI's taxonomy places the organism in Eukaryota, Metazoa, Arthropoda, Insecta, Hymenoptera, Formicidae. The transcript is spliced from 17 exons. Gene Ontology annotation, cellular component: membrane. Bases 411 to 2870 code for a protein of 819 amino acids. Gene Ontology annotation, molecular function: arsenite transmembrane transporter activity. The record is from RefSeq and is a predicted model, not a curated record. Gene Ontology annotation, biological process: arsenite transport; transmembrane transport.